Messenger RNA from Nestor notabilis (Kea), 896 nucleotides. RefSeq names its product sparc/osteonectin, cwcv and kazal-like domains proteoglycan (testican) 3 (gene SPOCK3). The transcript has 5 exons. Lineage: Eukaryota; Metazoa; Chordata; Aves; Psittaciformes; Psittacidae. Gene Ontology annotation, molecular function: calcium ion binding. The record is from RefSeq and is a predicted model, not a curated record. The annotation marks the transcript as partial.
UUUGCAGUGACCUGGAAUUCAGGGAGGUUGCAAACAGAUUGAGAGACUGGUUUAAGGCACUCCAUGAAAGCGGAAUUCAGAAUAAGAAGACUAGGAUUGUUCAAAGGCCUGAAAGAACCAGAUUUGAUACCAGCAUCUUGCCAAUUUGCAAAGACUCCCUUGGCUGGAUGUUUAACAGGCUUGAUACGAACUAUGACCUGUUGUUGGACCAGUCAGAACUUGGAAGCAUUUACCUUGACAAGAAUGAGCCAUGCACAAGAGCGUUCUUCAAUUCUUGUGACACAUACAAGGACAGUUUGAUAUCUAACAAUGAGUGGUGCUAUUGCUUCCAAAGACAGCAAGACCCACCUUGCCAGACAGAACUCAGCAACAUUCAGAAGCAGCAAGGAGGAAAGAAGCUCCCAGGGCAGUACAUCCCCUUAUGUGAUGAAGAUGGAUAUUACAAACCAAGUCAGUGCCAUGGAAGCGCAGGGCAGUGCUGGUGUGUUGACAGAUACGGUAACGAGGUGACAGGAUCCAGAACAAAUGGUGCGGCAGAAUGCGCUAUCGAUAUAGAGACUUCAGGUGAUUUUGCCUCUGGUGAUUUCCAUGAAUGGACAGAUGAUGAAGAUGAUGAAGAUGAAAUAAUGAAUGACGAAGAUGAAAUUGAAGAUGAUGAUGAAGAUGAAGGAGAUGAUGAUGUUGAUGAUGACGAUGACCAUGAUGGAUAUAUUUGAUGGUAUUAGGGGGUCCAUAAUUGUACCUUUCCAAAAUUCAUAAGAUGACAUUUCAUAAAAUCCUUUUGCUCUCAAAGAUCAAAAGGAUUCUAACAAACAUGUAUAUUUUGUAUGAUUAUUUCAAACUUUACAGCUGGAGUCAUAGACUUUUUUUGUUUAAAUAAGAAUAAUUAUAUUAUG